Molecule: messenger RNA, 1806 nt
Organism: Pedinophyceae sp. YPF-701
Lineage: Eukaryota; Viridiplantae; Chlorophyta; Pedinophyceae
Source: the annotation of a GenBank genome assembly
AUGCCGAGCGAUCGCAAGAAGAAAGAUGCGAAACGCAAGGCCUUGAAAAAGAAGGAGAAGCUCGGAACGACGGCAGGGGACCUGUCGCAAGCCAAUGACAAGACAGAGGAGGAGCUCGAACAGCUGGCCGCUCAGGUGGAAGCUACGGUCCUGAACCCCAUCGUCACCACGGGUGUCCUGUCGUCUCAUCCAGACUCGCGAGACCUCCACAUCGACCAGGUCACAAUUUUGUUUCACGGGCACCAACUCCUGGAAGACGCCAGACUCGAGUUCAACUAUGGGCGUCGGUACGGCUUGAUCGGCCCGAAUGGGUGCGGCAAGUCAACCUUGCUCAAGGCUCUUGGAGGAAAGGACUUGCCGAUCCCCGAACACAUCGACAUUCACGUCCUCGACAAGGAGAUCGAAGCCAGCUCGAUGACGGCGCUGCAGGCCGUGAUGGAGGUGAACAAAGAGAAGAAAGCGCUUGAACACGAGGCCGAGAGGCUGUCAACUAUGGAGCUUACACCCGAGCUGGAGCUGCGCAUCAAUGACAUUUUCGAGCGGCUCGACGCAUUGGACUCGGACACAGCGGAGGCUCGUGCGGCGUCACUUCUGCACGGGCUGGGCUUCACGAAGGAGAUGCAGGCCAAGGCGACGAGCGACUUCAGCGGCGGGUGGCGAAUGCGCAUCUCUCUUGCCCGCGCAUUGUUCGUGAACCCGACUUUCUUGAUCCUCGACGAACCGACCAACCACCUGGACCUGGAGGCAUGCGUGUGGCUGGAGGAGACGUUGGCGAAGUUCAAUAGCAUUCUCCUGCUGGUAUCUCACUCUCAGGAUUUCCUGAACACGGUUUGCACGAACAUCAUCGUCAUGAAGCAGAAAAAGUUGCAGUACUUCUCGGGCAACUUCGAUCAGUACUGCAUCACUCGUGCGGAACAGGAGGAAAACCAGAUGAAGCAGUACAAGUGGGAGCAGAACCAGAUCUCGCACAUGAAGGAGUACAUUGCGCGCUUCGGGCAUGGGAGUGCCAAGCUUGCGAGGCAAGCACAGUCGAAGGAGAAGACAUUGCAGAAGAUGGUGGACAGCGGGCUCACGGAAGCCGUGGAGAAGGAACAUGUCGUGAAACUGAAAUUCGAGCCCGCUGGGAAGUUGCCGCCCCCAGUGCUGCAGUUCACCAACGUGUCUUUCGGAUAUUCGCCGGACAAGAUGCUGUACGAGGGGCUCGAGCUCGGAGUCGACAUGGACUCGCGUGUUGCCCUGGUCGGACCGAACGGCGCCGGAAAGUCAACGCUCCUGAAGCUGAUGGUGGGGGACUUGGAGCCGACGGACGGUAUGGUGAAGAAACACAACAAGCUGAAUAUUGGAAAGUAUCAUCAGCACUUGGCCGAGGAGCUCCCUCUGGAUAAGAGCGCGUUGGAGUUCAUGAUGGAGGAAUUCAACGCGCCGAUUGAAGCCAUGCGGCCUGCUGUUGGUCGCUUCGGUAUCACGGGACGUAAUCAGACCAUGCCUAUGCGGCAGCUCUCCGAUGGACUGCGUUGUCGCGUCGCCUUCUCGUGGCUUGCGCACAAGAAGCCCAACAUGCUCUUGCUCGAUGAGCCUACAAACCAUCUCGACAUCGAGACAAUCGACUCCCUUGCGCAAGCACUGGUCGAGUGGGAUGGUGGGGUCGUGUUGGUGUCGCACGACUUCCGACUCAUCUCUCAGGUGGCGGAAAAGAUCUGGGUCUGCAACAGAGGGGUCACUGAAUGGGAUGGGGACAUCCUGUCCUUCAAAGCGCACCUCAAGGCGACGCAUGAGGCGCUCGCUGCCCGAGACGACUUGCGCUGA